CAAAAACUCGGAAAAUCAGAGGUCAAAGAGCUUGGCAGAAAAACAAGCAGCAAAAACCCUGUACUCCGCAGGCAGAGCAAUGGAUUCUUCGCGGCAGUUUUUCUUCUCUUCUUUAAUUGUUACAUUCCUUCUUAGUCUCACCGUUACCCAACAAGAGCCUCUCUACAAUUUUUGUUUAGACACAAGUGGUAAUUUCACCAGAAACAGCACCUACGAGGCAAACCUCAAUCGCCUGCUGUCAUCUUUCUCCUCGAACACGGCAAAUGAUUAUGGGUUCUACAAUAUGUCAUCUGGCCAAGGCUCCGAGAGAGCUAACGUAAUCGCACUUUGCAGAGGGGAUGUUAAUUCGGGUGAUUGCCUCGACUGCAUCAAUAACGCAACCACUGAGCUCAGAAAUCUCUGUCCCAACCAGAAAGAAGCAAUUAUCUGGUAUGACUUUUGCAUGUUGCGCUACACAAAUCGCUCCAUCUUUGGUGUUGCGGAAACCAACCCUUCUUUCUACAUGUGGAAUCCAAAUAACGUCACGGAUGUGGAUGCUUUUAAUCAGUCCCUGAGUGCUUUGAUGAAUAACCUAAGAACUAACGCUUCAUCAGGCACUUCCCUUCGCAAGUUUGCAACGGGUAGUAGACAAGUUACAGCUUUCCAAACAAUAUAUGCACUUGUUCAAUGUACUCCUGAUUUGACCGAGCCCGAAUGCAGCUCUUGCAUGUCUCAGGCUAUUGAAUUUAUUCCCACUUGCUGUGAUAGAAAACAAGGAGGCAGGGUAAUUGGGCCUAGCUGCAAUUUUAGGUUUGAGAUUGAACGCUUCUAUAAUCUUACUAUUGCUGAUACACCUUCACUACUAUCGCCACCGCCACCAACACCAGUGUCACCACUUUCUCCCCCGCCCUCGAACGAUACCACAAGUUCAACAGGAAAAAAGAGUAAUUCAUCUCGAACUAUUAUCAUCAUAACCAUUGCGGCUGUUGCUUUUGCGGUACUUCUCAUCUCCAGCUACAUCUUUUUCUUUUUAAGGGUGAGAAAGUCAAAGGUGAAAGCUGAAACCCGUGAAGCAGCUGAAGCCGUGGACGAAAUCGGAAGUGCAGAGUCCUUGCAAUAUGAUUUCAGCACCAUUAGAGCUGCAACAGAUGAUUUUUCUGAUGCAAAUAAGCUUGGACAAGGUGGAUUUGGUGCAGUUUAUAAGGGCACACUUGCCAGUGGAGAAUUAAUAGCAGUGAAAAGGCUGUCUACAGAUUCUGGACAAGGAGAUCUAGAAUUCAAAAACGAGGUUCAGUUAGUGGCCAAGCUUCAGCACAGGAAUUUGGUUAGGCUCCAAGGUUUCUGCCUGGAAGGAAAUGAAAGGCUUCUCAUCUAUGAGUUUGUGCCUAAUGCAAGUCUGGAUCAAUUCUUAUUUGAUCCAGUUAAGUGUGCACAUUUGGACUGGGAAAGACGAAACAAAAUCAUAGGAGGCAUUGCUCGAGGGCUUCUUUACCUUCAUGAAGAUUCUCGACUCCGAAUUAUUCAUCGUGAUCUCAAAGCUAGUAACAUAUUAUUAGAUGCAGAGAUGAAUCCUAAAAUUUCAGAUUUUGGCAUGGCAAGAUUGUGUGCACUUGAUCAAACUCAAGGUGCUACCAGUAGAAUUGUGGGAACGUAUGGAUACAUGGCACCCGAAUAUGCAAUGCAUGGUCAAUUUUCUGUCAGGUCGGAUGUUUUUAGUUUUGGUGUACUACUUUUGGAGAUUUUAUGUGGUAAAAAAAAUAGUGCUUUUCGUGUGGGGGAGAAUGUAGAAGAUCUUCUAAGCUAUGCCUGGAGAAAUUGGAAGGAUGGGACAGCAUUGAAGCUCGUGGAUCCUAUUUUGAGGGAAGCUUCAAGAACGGAAGUGAUGAGAUGCAUCCACAUUGGUCUGCUCUGUGUCCAAGAAAAUGCAGCCCAGAGACCAAACAUGGCUUCAGUUGUUCUGAUGCUUACCAGCUACUCUGUCACUCUCCCACUACCCUCAGAACCUGCAUUUUUCAUGCACAGCAACACUCAAUCAGAUAUGUUGUGGCUAAAUUCAGGGGCAACAGAAUCGACUCAAUCCAGAAAUGAAGUUGCCGCAGUCUCAGAAAAUGAGGUUUCAAUAACUGAGCUGCAUCCAAGAUAGCAAGCAGGUCACAUUUGUAAGCAUUUCUGGGUCAAAAUUCAGUAUUUGUUACAAUUUCCUCUCUCUGCAGAUUGAGCUGAUUA
This is a messenger RNA of Theobroma cacao (cacao), 2205 nucleotides long. RefSeq names its product cysteine-rich receptor-like protein kinase 26. Lineage: Eukaryota; Viridiplantae; Streptophyta; Magnoliopsida; Malvales; Malvaceae. Gene Ontology annotation, cellular component: plasma membrane. Gene Ontology annotation, molecular function: protein serine/threonine kinase activity; ATP binding. The record is from RefSeq and is a predicted model, not a curated record. Gene Ontology annotation, biological process: protein phosphorylation.